Molecule: messenger RNA, 744 nt
Organism: Necator americanus (New World hookworm)
Lineage: Eukaryota; Metazoa; Nematoda; Chromadorea; Rhabditida; Ancylostomatidae
Exons: 1
Coding region: 1-744 (247 amino acids)
Molecular function (GO): catalytic activity
Source: RefSeq, a predicted model, not a curated record
AUGGCGAUCUGUACUUAUAACGCACGUACGCUUGCAUCGGAAGCGGCCAUCGAAGAUCUGAUGAUGCAAGCCAAGAAGAUCAAGUACGACGUCAUCGGACUGACCGAGACGAGACGACGUCACGCUCUCAACGCCGUGUAUGAGACUGGAGAAGAACUGCUCUUAGGAACAUGCGACAGUAGAGGUGUUGGUGGAGUUGGCGUCCUCGUCAACACGAGAGAACAUCUUACGACCCGAAUCGGACGUCUGCGGAUGAGAAGAUGUGGUCCAACACCAGCUUUGACUAUCUUCGUCGCUUACGCUCCAACAUCAAGCUACGAAGAAGAAGAAGUCGAAGCUUUCUUUAUGGACCUGGAGAAGUUCUACCAAGAAGAUCAUGCCUCCUACAAAGUCAUAAUUGGCGAUUUCAACGCCAAAGUUGGCCCAAGAAGAACGCCUGAGAAACUUCACAUUGCGACGCACGUCCUACAAUGGAAUGAACAGGGGGAGAGGCUCUCCGAGUUCAUCAUGACGACUAAGACCAUCCAUGGGAACUCACAAUUUCAGAAGCCCUCCUCUCUACGCUGGACGUGGGAGUCACCCGGUGGAGGGUACCGUAAUGAAAUAGACCACAUCAUCGUCAAUAAAAGGUUCUGCCUGACGGAUGUCGCUGUUGUACCAAAGUUCUAUACGGGAUCGGACCAUCUCCUCCUCCGAGGAAAAUUUUCCUUUACAAGGAGAGCAGAGAAAGCCGCCAAGUUCUGA